Lagenorhynchus albirostris (white-beaked dolphin) is the source of this 408-nucleotide messenger RNA. Its product is annotated as small ribosomal subunit protein eS26-like. Gene Ontology annotation, cellular component: ribosome; cytosolic small ribosomal subunit. Lineage: Eukaryota; Metazoa; Chordata; Mammalia; Artiodactyla; Delphinidae. The coding region runs from base 10 to 408 and encodes 132 amino acids. Gene Ontology annotation, molecular function: mRNA binding; structural constituent of ribosome. The transcript has a single exon. The record is from RefSeq and is a predicted model, not a curated record. Gene Ontology annotation, biological process: translation.
GCUUCCAAGAUGACCAAGAAAAGAAGGAAUAAUGGUCGUGCCCAAAAGGGCCGCGGCCUCGUGCAGCCUGUUCGCUGCACCAGCUGUGCCCGACGCAUGCCCGAGGAUGAGGCCAUUAAGAAGUUCGUCAUUCGGAACAUCGUAGAGGCCGCAGCUGUCAGGGACAUUGCCGAAGCGAGGGUUUUCUGUGCCUGUGUGCUUCCCAAGCUGUGUGUGAACCUGCAUUACUGCGUGAGUUGUGCCGUUCACUGCACGGUAGUCAGGAGUCAUUCUCGGGAAGCCCGGAAGGACCGAACACCUCCACCCCGAUUUCGGCCUGCGGGUGCUGCCCCACAGCCUCCGCCAAAGCCCAUGGAAGGAGCUAAGUCCUUAAAGACUGAAGCAUACUGUCCCCUGGAAAGAAAAUAA